AAGCGAACUCGCGAAGUAGUUCGUAGAGAAACGUUGAACAGAUCAGAUCGCUUUUUAAAAGAAAAGUGAAUUUUCUUUCCUACUCCUUGCAUUGUCGGUGGCAUCAUCGAAAAAUUCUUUCAUCAACUAGAAUUACGUGAACAACAAAAGAUUAUUGAGUCAUGGCCAAGACUCCAGCCGUCGGAAUCGACUUGGGAACGACAUACUCGUGCGUCGGAGUGUUCCAGCAUGGCAAGGUGGAUAUCAUUGCCAAUGAUCAGGGCAACCGCACCACGCCGUCUUACGUGGCCUUCACCGAUUCGGAACGACUAAUCGGCGAUGCCGCCAAGAACCAAGUGGCAAUGAAUCCAAAUAACACCAUUUUCGAUGCCAAACGUUUGAUUGGUCGCAAAUUCGAUGAUCCAACUGUGCAGGCCGAUAUGAAGCACUGGCCGUUCGAAGUCGUCAGCGAUAGUGGCAAGCCCAAGCUACAGGUAGAAUACAAGGGUGAGAAGAAGAACUUUUUCCCUGAGGAGAUCUCCUCGAUGGUUCUGGUCAAGAUGAAGGAAACCGCUGAAGCCUACCUGGGAACAAAGAUUGCCAACGCUGUCAUCACUGUGCCAGCUUACUUCAACGAUUCGCAGCGUCAGGCCACAAAGGACGCUGGGGCUAUUUCCGGCUUGAACGUGCUGCGUAUCAUCAACGAACCGACGGCUGCGGCUAUCGCUUACGGUUUAGACAAGAAGGGAGCUGGUGAAAGAAAUGUUCUGAUUUUCGACUUGGGUGGCGGUACCUUUGAUGUGUCCGUUUUGACCAUCGAAGAUGGUAUUUUCGAGGUGAAGUCCACCGCUGGUGACACCCAUUUGGGAGGUGAGGAUUUCGACAACCGUAUGGUGAGUCAUUUCGUAGAGGAGUUCAAGAGGAAGCACAAAAAGGACCUUUCGAGCAACAAGCGUGCGUUGCGACGUCUGCGUACGGCUUGUGAGCGAGCCAAACGUACUCUGUCUGCUUCUACUCAAGCCAGCAUUGAAAUAGAUUCACUGUUUGAGGGUAUUGAUUUCUACACCUCGAUUACACGUGCCCGUUUCGAGGAGUUGAACUCUGAUCUGUUCCGUGACACCAUGGAACCGGUGGCGAAGGCUCUUCGUGAUGCCAAGAUGGAUAAGGGUGGCAUUCACGAUAUCGUGUUGGUUGGUGGUUCAACUCGUAUCCCAAAAGUCCAGAAACUGUUGCAAGAUUUCUUUAAUGGCAAAGAGCUGAACAAAUCGAUCAACCCUGAUGAAGCUGUUGCUUACGGAGCGGCUGUACAGGCUGCCAUUCUGCAGGGUGAUACAUCCGAGGCCGUCCAGGACUUGCUGCUUCUCGACGUUACUCCAUUGUCCCUUGGUAUUGAAACUGCAGGAGGUGUUAUGACUGUUCUUAUCAAGCGUAACACCACUAUCCCUACCAAGCAAACCCAGACGUUCACUACGUACUCAGAUAACCAACCUGGGGUUUUGAUUCAAGUCUUUGAGGGUGAACGGGCCAUGACCAAAGACAACAACUUGUUGGGCAAGUUUGAGCUGAGUGGAAUUCCACCGGCACCAAGAGGAGUUCCUCAAAUUGAAGUUACAUUCGACAUCGAUGCUAACGGUAUCAUGAACGUAUCUGCCAUCGAGAAGUCGACCAACAAGGAGAAUCGAAUCACCAUCACCAACGACAAGGGACGACUCAGCAAGGAGGACAUCGAUAGGAUGGUCAACGAAGCCGAGAAAUUCCGCAAUGAAGAUGAAAAGCAACGGGAAAAGAUUUCUGCCAAGAAUUCGCUUGAGUCUUACUGCUUCAACAUGAAGUCCACCAUGGAAGAUGCUAACGUUAAAGACAAAAUUCCGGAAUCUGACAAGACGUUGAUUAUGGACAAGUGCAACGAUACCAUUGCUUGGCUGGAUGGUAACCAGACUGCGGAAAAGGAAGAGUUUGAACACAAGCAGAAGGAGCUGGAAGCCGUUUGCAAUCCAAUCAUUCAGAAGUUGUACCAGGGAGCGGGUGGAAUGCCAGGAGGAAUGCCCGGAGGCAUGCCAGGAGCUGGAGCUCCGCCACCAACCGGAAGUGCAGGACCAACCAUCGAGGAAGUUGAUUAAACCUGGUUUUUCGGAAGGGAUAGUUCUCUAAAUUAUUUCAAUAAAUGACCAGUGAUUUACUGAA
Messenger RNA from Armigeres subalbatus, 2163 nucleotides. Its product is annotated as heat shock 70 kDa protein cognate 4-like. The record is from RefSeq and is a predicted model, not a curated record. The transcript is spliced from 3 exons. Gene Ontology annotation, cellular component: cytosol; nucleus; cytoplasm. The coding region runs from base 162 to 2099 and encodes 645 amino acids. Gene Ontology annotation, molecular function: ATP binding; ATP-dependent protein folding chaperone. Lineage: Eukaryota; Metazoa; Arthropoda; Insecta; Diptera; Culicidae.